Molecule: messenger RNA, 1353 nt
Organism: Hippocampus comes (tiger tail seahorse)
Lineage: Eukaryota; Metazoa; Chordata; Actinopteri; Syngnathiformes; Syngnathidae
Product: thyroid hormone receptor beta-like
Exons: 7
Coding region: 1-1353 (450 amino acids)
Biological process (GO): cell differentiation; positive regulation of transcription by RNA polymerase II; thyroid hormone receptor signaling pathway
Cellular component (GO): RNA polymerase II transcription regulator complex
Molecular function (GO): nuclear receptor activity; RNA polymerase II cis-regulatory region sequence-specific DNA binding; zinc ion binding
Source: RefSeq, a predicted model, not a curated record
AUGAAUUGCUGCUUACCGGAUAUUUAUGAGAUGUCUCACUCGAUGGUUGGCGAAUAUACAAUUCAGGGUGGUGGAGAGCACUGUCUGUACGCAAGUGAAGGAUCGGGGUAUGGACACUGUGAACCCCAACCGCUUCACCACCCGCCGUGCCUGGAACAGGUUUGGCCAUCAAGCCAGCACUAUAAUUAUUUAUAUAGCGCUGUCCCUUCCUGUUUCAAGAGUGACUUUUGUAACAUGGAGAUCCCUCUCAAUAAUUUUCAUUAUCACCCCGAGUAUUCUCCCGAGGUGAAAUCAGACUGCUCACAUGUACAAUGGAUGCAAGGAGCACACAAGAAAGGGUACAUACCAAGUUACCUGGACAAAGAUGAGCUCUGUGUAGUGUGUGGGGACAAAGCUACGGGCUAUCACUAUCGCUGUAUCACCUGUGAAGGUUGUAAGGGCUUCUUCAGGCGGACAAUACAAAAAGACCUCAGGCAAACCUAUGCUUGUAAGUACGAGGGAAGAUGUGCCAUAGACAAGGUGACCAGAAACCAGUGCCAGGAUUGUCGCUUCAAGAAAUGUAUAGCGGUUGGAAUGGCUACAGACUUGGUGUUGGAUGAGAGCAAGCGGCUCGCCAAGCGUAAGCUGAUUGAGGAAAACCGGCAGCGUCGCCGCAAGGAGGAGCUACAAAAAACAGCGAUGGAUCAACACGAGCCCUCCGAUAACGAGUGGCAUCUCAUUCGUAUGACUACUGACGCCCAUAUGGCCACAAAUGCUCAAGGAAAUUACUGGAAGCAGAAGCGGAAAUUCUUGGUGGAGGAAACAAUGCUCCUUAAUGAAAUAACAUGUAAUUUAUUCUAUACCUCUGACCAGAGCACGGCGGGGAUGACUGAAACUAAGCCUGCCAAUAGUGGUCAUUCAUCCACGGCAAAUAUCCUGGAAGGGAAUCAAGUGGAUUUAGAGGCAUUCAGGCAAUUUACAAAAAUUAUCACUCCUGCCAUAAAACGAGUGGUGGACUUUGCCAAAAAACUGCCCAUGUUUUGUGAGUUGCCAUGUGAAGACCAGAUCAUUUUGCUGAAAGGCUGUUGUAUGGAAGUCAUGUCGUUGCGUGCUGCUGUUCGCUAUGAUCCAGAGAGUGAGACUCUCACACUUAAUGGAGACAUGGCCGUCACACGAGGUCAACUGAAGAAUGGAGGCCUGGGUGUAGUGUCGGACGCCAUUUUUGACCUUGGUGUCUCACUCUCCUCCUUUAACUUGGACGACUCUGAGGUGGCUCUUUUACAAGCAGUUAUUCUGCUUUCAGCGGGUAUGCGGCCGAUGUCUGAAAACUUGCAGAGCAUAACUUGCCUAAGAAUCCCCCAAAUACAAAUGUGA